Messenger RNA from Eufriesea mexicana, 1323 nucleotides. Its product is annotated as tRNA (guanine(10)-N2)-methyltransferase homolog. Gene Ontology annotation, biological process: methylation. Bases 7 to 1323 code for a protein of 438 amino acids. The transcript has 8 exons. NCBI's taxonomy places the organism in Eukaryota, Metazoa, Arthropoda, Insecta, Hymenoptera, Apidae. Gene Ontology annotation, molecular function: tRNA (guanine(10)-N2)-methyltransferase activity; nucleic acid binding. Gene Ontology annotation, cellular component: cytoplasm. The record is from RefSeq and is a predicted model, not a curated record.
CUUAAUAUGUUAUGUAUAAAUACUUAUAUUCAUUCAAAAUUAAAGAAACAUCCAUAUUGGAUAGUUAAUUUACCUUCAGAAAUUAUGGCACAUGAAAUUUCAAGCAGAGCUGUUUGUGUCCGAUUUUGUAUAGAAUUAUGGGCUAAUAGCAAAAAUGUUGAAGAUUUACAUAAUAAGUUAAAAACUUAUCCAAUUUCAGAAAUUAAUAAAUAUGCUGGACCACACAAGUCUUUCAAAGUAAUAGUUGAAACAUUUUGUAAACACUUUUCACAAAGUGAAAAAAUAAACAAAAUUGAUUCUUUUAGUUAUUUGCCAUUGGAAGGACCAGUAAGAUUGAAUAAUCCAGACACAACAUUGUGUUAUAUAGAAUUUUAUGGAUUAGAUCCUAAUAACAUUCCUAAAGAACCAUACGAAUUGUUUUUUGGUAGAUGGAUCACAAGUGGGCAAAGAGAUUUAAUCCGAAAAUUAUCAUUGAAAACCAGAAAAUUCAUUGGUAAUACAUCUAUGGAUCCUCAGUUAUCAUUAAUAAUGGCUAACCAAGCUCAAGUCCAAAAGGGAGACAUUAUUUUUGAUCCAUUUGUUGGUACUGGAUCCUUAUUAGUUGCUGCUUCUCACUUUGGUGGAUAUACAUUAGGAACAGAUAUAGAUUUUCUAAUGCUUCAUGGGCGUACAAGACCUAGCAGAAUAUCACAAAAGAUAAGGGAAAAAGAUGAAAAUAUUGCCACAAAUAUGAGUCAGUAUGGGAAAAGAUCAUAUUAUAUUGAUGUAGUUGUGUCAGACUUCUCUUAUCCUUUAUGGCGUUCUGAUAUGUGCAUAGAUGCUAUACUUACUGACCCUCCCUAUGGCAUAAGGGAAGCAACAGAAAGGAUAGGUACAACUAAACUAAAUCCAGUUAUAGAGGAACAUCAAGCUUCAUCUCAUAUACCAUCUAAAAUUGGUUACGACUUACCUCAAAUGUAUAAGGAUUUGCUAACUUUUGCAGCCAAACAUCUUAAAUUAAAUGGUAGAUUAGUGUGUUGGUUUCCUUUAUUUAGAGAUCAGUAUGCAGAGGAUCAAUUACCAACACAUCCAUGUUUAGAUUUAAUAGCUAACUCAGAACAAGUACUUAGUAAUUAUACUAGUCGCAGAUUAUUGACUUAUAAAAAAGUAAAAGAUCCAAAGGAAUCAGAUGAGAUAAUUUCUAGUAAUUUAAUCGAUUUCCGAGAAAAAUAUUUUGCAUUACGAAAUGAAACUAGAAAGGAAAAACGAAUGAAGAAAGCUGUAGAAAAAGCAAAGGAAAGAGAGCUGUGGGAACAAAAUAAUAAAGAAAAUCCAAAAAGAUGA